Mizuhopecten yessoensis (Yesso scallop) is the source of this 7176-nucleotide messenger RNA. Its product is annotated as WASH complex subunit 2A-like. The record is from RefSeq and is a predicted model, not a curated record. Gene Ontology annotation, cellular component: early endosome; WASH complex. Gene Ontology annotation, biological process: retrograde transport, endosome to Golgi; protein localization to endosome. The transcript is spliced from 35 exons. Gene Ontology annotation, molecular function: phosphatidylinositol phosphate binding; retromer complex binding. Bases 10 to 4794 code for a protein of 1594 amino acids. Lineage: Eukaryota; Metazoa; Mollusca; Bivalvia; Pectinida; Pectinidae.
AUUUGCAAGAUGGCGUCGCCUGUUCCACCCCCACCAGACUUAGGGAUUUCGGAGCAGGGAGCAGCGGUUACGGGUAAUGAGACUGUGGGGGGCCUGAGGUCAUGGGAGCGGGCCUGGGCUGUAGAUGAGAUGAGGAAGGAGGCUGGGAACUGGUCCCUCGCUGCUGAUGCUGGGCUUCUGCUGCACCUACAAGAGUUUUCCCAGAGGAUGAUAUUGAAGGUCCACGAGAUUGAAAAGGGAGUAGACGGACUGCUGAAUGACUCGAAGUUGACCUCAGUAAAAGUGAACAAUGUCUUCAAUGAUUUUAUCAUGCUGGCCAAUACACAGUUUGUGGAGAACCGCGUCUACGAUGAAGAUGUUAGUCAGGAAGGAGCAGCUAAAGAGGAAACCAAACCAGAGGAACAGGAGAAGACUCGAGAACAAAGGGAAGCCGAACUAAUUCCCAAGGUCAAAGAGGCAUUAACCUUAGGCAUCAAUGUGAUCGAUGAGGCGUUUGAGAAACUUGACAGCCAUGUUGCUGACUCCGACUCUGAGGACGAUGAUGAAACAGGAUAUAGAGUUGACCCCAUCUUAGAACCUAAGGACCCGUACCUCAGCAGACCCCUUCCCCUCCUGAUAGGUACACCUAACUUCCUCAACGACGACAACGUUGGAUUGCUGGAAGAGGAAUCAGAGGAGGAGGAGAGUGACCAUGGCAGUAUAAGUGAGAGUGAAUCAGAAGACGAGAAGAAGCAGGAGACGUCGGAUGAGUACUCGUAUAGCGACAGUGACAGUGACUCUGACGCACCGAAAUCGAAACCUGCACCCAGAAAAAUUGCACGAGGGAGUUCUGACGAGAGUGGUGACAGUGACGAUGACCUGUUUGGGGGAAAAGGAAAGGACAGCGAUGAUCAGGAAGAUGAUGAGACUGAUGAUGAAGAUGAAGAUGAAAUUGCAAGAGAAAAAGAAACACAGCCAAAAGGACCAACCGACUUUGCAUCAGAACUGGCUAAAAAGAUUGGUGUUCCUGCCAAGAAGCCGCCACCAGAGAGUGAUGAGGAUGGUGAUGACGAGUUUGUAGAUGACCCGAAACCAAAGACGAAAGGGAAAGAAAAGAAGAGGACAGAUUCAGAAAGCAGUCAUAAGAAAUCCAAAAAAGGAAAGGACAAAUCAUCGUCAAAGACGAAAGUCCCAGACGAUGAUGUGGACCUGUUUGGAGCCCCUGAAGAGGAAGACUCCCCGUUUGGUACCUCUGGUGGACUGUUCUCCGCCAGUAAGAGUAUGUUUGACGAUGACAGUGAUGAGGGAGGUCUUUUUGGUGAUGUGGUGACAGAAGAGGCUAUAGAGGAAGAGAAACCUAAGAAGAAAACUAGUAAGAAGCCUGCUGGAGGCGUGUCUCUGUUUAGGGCAGAUGAUGAUGAUAUGUUUGAGUCCAGUACGAAGGAAAGAAGUGACUCCAACAAAAAGCCAACGUCCAUAUCGGCUCCAAGCACUAAGAAAGGCGGAGGCGCUGGCAGUGGAUUCUUUGAUGACGACGACGAUGAGGAUGAGGAUGCCGGUGAUUUGUUUGCCACAUCAAACAAAAAACCAUCAGGAGAAGAAAAGGUCAAAGCUCCAUCUAAAUCUGCAUUGUUUGAUGACGAGGAUGAUGAGGGGGAUUUGUUUGGAUCAGGUUCAGCAGCAAAACCACCAGAGGAGAAAAAGAAACCAGAGAAAAAGCUACCAGCGGGGGCUGUCUCCAUGUUUGGUAGUGGACCUAACCCACUAGCUGCUGCUCUGAAGAAACAGCGUCCAGCCUCUGAUGAUGAAGACAGCGAUGCCUCAGCUGGACACAAGUCCCGUAGCAGCAGCAUUAAAUCUAGCCAAUCACAGUCCUCUUUGUCUUCACGACAAGUUGAUAAAGUGAAGAAAGAUGGCCGGAGUUCUUCCAACAAUAGUCUGUUUGAUGAGGAUGCUGAUGACAGUUUAUUCAGUAGUCCUCCUAAACCAAGAGCAGACAGUAAAUCGAAAGCUAAGCCAGUAGAUUCAUUGUUUGGAGAGGAUGAAGAUGACGGUUUGUUUGGUAUGGGAAAGAAACCUAACAAAAAAGCAGCAGCAAAGAGUAAGGUGACAGAGAAGCCUAAAUCAAGUGGUCUGUUUGGGGAGGAAGAUGAGGAAGGAGACAUGUUUGAUGGCGCCCCAGUCAAGUCUACCCCCAGUAAGAAACCUGUGGGAGGCGUGUCCUUGUUUGGUGGGGCUGAUAUUCUCGGCAAAAAAAAAGCAGACCCAACACCAGAGCCAGUACAGAAACAGGAACCUCCAAAGACACAAGCUGCUGCGCCGAACAAGUCUCCUCUGUCACUGUUUGAUGAUAACGCGGACGAAGAAGAUGAUUUGUUUGGAGGAGUUGGUGAUGUGGCCACCAAAGCACCACAGGCCAAACCUGUGGCCACAACAGGAGGGAAGAGAGAUUUGUUUGGUGAUGAGGAUGUCCUGUUUGGAGGGGCUGAGGAGGAGUCCCCCGGGGUCAAUCUGUUUGGCUCUCCUGCUUCCCCUGGCACAUCACCAGAGAAGAGUUCGCCUGUAAAGUCAAAGGCAGCUCCGACCCCUAAGGCGCCUGUUACCAAGGUAACACAGAAAUCAAGCUCAGGUCUGUUUAACGAUGACGAUGACGACGACAUGUUUGGAUCGUCAGCACCAAAGGUACGGGCGGACAGUGGGGCGACACUCCCUGUGGCUGGGGUCACUACGGAGGAGAGUUCUGAUACACCAAAGAAUAAGGAGGCUACAAAGCCCUGGAAACCUGUAGGAGGCGUGUCCAUCAUGGGGGGUAUCGAUCCCUUCGCCAUCAAAAAACGAAGACCAGUCGGUGAAUCAGACGAGGAGGACGAUGUGGGGCCAAAGAAAACAGAAGUAAAGGAACCACCAGAGCCUGCCCAGUCUGCUCCGGUAACAAAAAAAGUUGAUCCCUUAUUUGGUGAUGACGAUGAUAGUGAUGACAUGUUCACAGUCUCCAAACCAAGUCCUAAACCCUCGACUAUUUCCGCCACUAAACCUCCCCAGAAAACUGAGGAUGUCUUUAGCCCCAACAAACCUGCCAACACUUCAGUGCCAAAACCCAAGCCUGGUCCCCUGUCUGUGGACGAUGACGAGGAUGAUGAUGACAUGUUUGGUCGGAAGCCUCCCCCAUUACAACUUGACUCUCCAGCUAAAUCAAAAGUGGGUGAUGUAUUUAGUUCGUCCCCCUCCUCAGAAAGCGAUAUGUUUGGCUCGUCACCCCCCGCGCUAGAGGAACCACAAACGGCACCACCAAAGGUGAAGAAGCCGCCUGCGGGGGCUGUGUCCAUGUUUGGUGGGGUUGAUCCAUUCGCAGCCAUGAAGAAAAAACAAGCUGUAGAAAGUGAAAAGACAGCAGAAGAUUCAGAAGAACAGCCCUCAGCAUCUGUACCUAAAAAGGCAACUUCUAACAAGGGGAGCGAACUCCCAUCUCCAACCAAGGAGACAGAACCCCCGUCUCCCACCAAAGGGUUUGCCCCUUCUUCACCCACCAAGGGGCCAGAGAAAGGGUUUCCUACCAAAGGGCCCGCUGGUAAAAUAGGGAAACUAAAGAUGAACAUAGGGAUCAACCCCGCUGCUCUACUACCUGGGGCGGCCCCACCUGUGAAGGAGCCAGAACCGGUCGCUAUAGGAUUUGACCAGCCCGCUGAGGUCAAAACCCUACACAGCGCCUCAAAGGACCGUGCAAGAAUACAGACGAAACGCCGCCCACCCAGUCGCAUGGCUCGUCAAUCAAAGGGAGAUAGUAGCACCAGUGAUUUAUUUAGCCCUUCAUCGCCACCUGGUGAUGAUGUUCCCAAAGAGAUGCCAAAACCAGUUGUGAAUAAUCGAGUGCCGCAACCAACCUCCGAUCUUUUUGGUAACGAUGAUUUGCUGGAUGGUGGCUCUACGACACCUGUCAAGUCAGCUCCUAUUGUCCAAGAAAAUCACCUAUUCUCAGGUGGAGCUUUCUCCUCAGGUGCUAAAGUUACAAAAUCAAAAAAAGGGGUGGACGAUGAUUUGUUUGGAAGUCCGACUAAAUCGGUUGUGAAGUCAGCGACUAGUGACGAUGUAUUUGAUGUGUCAUCUAAAAAGCCUAGUACACUAAUGAACAACGAUGAGGAGGAGGAUUUGUUUGCUCCUAAAUCUUCUAAAAGGUCUACUAAAGUUACUGAUGAGGACGAUAUAUUUUCUACGUCACAGCCAAAAGUGUCAAAACAGUUGCUAAAUGACGAUAACUUAUUCCCUUCAAAGUCAGGAACAAAGAAUGAUAACUCUAAGGCGCUGCCACCUAGUGAGAAAUCUACAAACGGUACUCAGAAUGAUGAUGAUAUAUUUGGGGGUGUAGGCACACCCAAGAAAACAGAAGCAAAGCCUGUACUUGAAAAAGACAAAAUGAACAAUGAUGAUAUAUUUGCUGGAGCCACGGACACUGUGAAAAAAGUAGAAAAACCCAAUCAGGAUGAGGACGAAGACUUGUUUGGAAAGCCAAUGGAAAAGAAGAAACGGCAAGUGAAACGAGCCCCAAAGACGAAAGAUGAAGAUUUAUUUAAUGACAACACAGACAUUUUUGCUGACGUCCCUGCAUCUAAACCCAAGGAGAAGAAGAAGAAAAAGACGACAACUGGAGGCUCAAAGAGCUUAUUUAAAGACACGGAUGGUUUAGACGACAUCUUUGCCAGUGCUCCACCCAAAACCAAGACAACCAAGAAGGAGAAAGCCAAGAAAACCGCUCCAGCCGCUGAGAAAAAGACUGGUGCGGAUUCAAAUGAUAUUUUUGAUGAUCCCCUCGGCAACUAAUUAAACAAGAUGGCCACCUCUUUAAACACGUAGCCUUGAACUGAUGAUGUUGUGGUGACCUCUAGGAUAACCAUGUGGUCACCUUGGUGAAGAAUAUGACUAGGAAGAAAUGACCUUCAUCUUUAUUGUGUGACCUUGAUGGUAAAACAUUCUCCAAAGAGUGACCUUGGCAAGAAAGUUAUGACCUUCAUCUUGGAUAUUUUACCUUGAUGAUGAAACAAUUGCUUAGCAAUUACCUUGACCAGGAAUCCAUGACUAUCUUGUGUGCUGAACAUUGCUUAAGGAAUAACUUUGAUUGUUUUGGGGGUUAUACGGUAUAUACCGAAAAAUCUGUAUGGACUUUGCAUAAAGCCCACAUAUAUAACGAAAGAAGUCAUAGUUAUUCCUUAUAAUUAAAUUCAGAAAGACAGACAGCACUACUUUGUCUAUAGUUAAUGAGUAUUUAUUUAUUUAUGAUAAAAACAAAAUUCCCACAAAACACAGCAUUGUGGUGUAGUAUCAUUGCUGAGCCACUCAAUUAAUCAGAAAUUAGAAUUACAAACACAGUGCCAAACAUUGCAGUAUACAAUGUCAUCUGUUUUUGUGUUUAUGUGUACAGGGAAAACUUCUGAAUUCAAACCGAGAAAUAUAUGUGAUUUAAAAUGAUUUUUUGUGACUUUUCUCGAUCAGCAAAAUUAAUACAAUUACACUAGAAUGAAAUGUAUUUUUGAUCGUAGUUUUUCGAGGGUACGAAAGGAAACAGAUAUAUUAUAUUACUUGGCCUGAUAAAACAUUUUUAAAUACUGUAAUGUACCUGAUAUCUUAUUUACACCCCAUCUACAAAGGAGCUUGGGUUAUUCUGUUUUUCGUCCCAUCCUUCUGUCUAUCUGUCUGUUAGUGAUUGUCUCCACUCCAGAGAGCUCAUGAUAUUAUUUUAUCAAACUUGAUGCAACGUUUCAGGACGUUGAAUGUGGUUCUCUUACAACUGGUCAUAAAAGCGUUCCCAAAGCACUUGGUUUUCUACAGUGUAUGUUUAAAUUACACAAAAGAGUGAGUUUCAAAGUACUCUAUUCAAGGUCAAGGUCACUGUUUCUUAAAAUAAAAUCUUUGCCAUCACUCUAGAAAGCUUAUUUCAGAUUGCAGUUUAGUAUAUCAAUAUCUUGACUGAUUUUUAGAAAGCUUAUUUCAGAACGCAAUUAAGUAUUUCAAUAUCUUAACUGAAUUUUAGAAAGCUUUUAUCAGAUUGCAGUUAAGUAUCAGGUAUAUCAAUAUCUUGACAGAAUUUUAGAAAGCUUUUAUCAGAUUGUAAGUAUUUCAGUAUCUUCACAGAAUACAUAUUUACCAAUGUAUUACGUGGACCAGAUUCAGGUCAGAUUUGAAUGGAUAUAAGUAAGUAUUACCAGUCAUCAACAUUAUACUUAGUGCAAUAAUGGACUUUAAACAUCACAGCAUUUGUGACAUUAACUACACAUUUAUAAUUCAUGGGUUACCUGAUUUUCACCACUGGUACCAUUUACCUACCUGUGGGCAUUAACAAUUAUACAUCACACAAGUUAUUGUGUAUUGUUGUUACCUAAACAGGAUGGCAGAGAAAUUGUGUAAGCGUUCCUCACUUCCUUUUGUUGAAAAUGUAAGGUUUUAUAAAGAAAGUAAGAAAGUAUGUACCAGUGUUCUGACUUCAGAUAUGAAUUGAUAUGUUGUUAAAUACUUCAUCCUGUUUUGUAUAUAUGUAGAAACCCAUUCCCUCCAAUGUACAAUGUCCUGCCUGAGUAUAUAAUACUGACAUUCCUUGUGUAAUACCGGUACCACACACACAGAGUGUACCUUGUGUUAUACCGGUACCACACACAUACAGUGUCACUUAUGUAAUACAGGUACCACACACACACAGUGUACCUUGUGUAAUAACAGUACCACACAUACGGUGUACCUUGUGUAAUACCGGUACCACACACAUACGGUGUACCUUGUGUAAUAACGGUACCACACACAGUGUACCUUGUGUAAUACCGGUACCACACACACACAGUGUACCUUGUGUUAUACCGGUACCACACACAUACAGUGUAACUUAUGUAAUACAGGUACCACACACACACAGUGUACCUUGUGUAAUACCGGUACCACACAUACGGUGUACCUUGUGUAAUACCGGUACCAUACACACACAGUGUACCUUGUGUAAUACCGGUACCACAGACAGUGUACCUUGUGUAAUACCGGUACCACGCACACAGUGUACCUUGUGUAUUACCGGUACCAUACACACACAGUGUACCUUGUGUAAUACCGGUACACAUUGUUAUCACACAUUUACAGUGUACCUUGUGUAAUACCGGUACACAUUGUUAUCGCACACACACAGUGUACCUUGUGUAAUACCGGCACACAUUGUUAUCACAC